Molecule: messenger RNA, 873 nt
Organism: Stylophora pistillata
Lineage: Eukaryota; Metazoa; Cnidaria; Anthozoa; Scleractinia; Pocilloporidae
Product: protein UXT homolog
Biological process (GO): negative regulation of transcription by RNA polymerase II; positive regulation of transcription by RNA polymerase II
Cellular component (GO): mediator complex
Molecular function (GO): transcription corepressor activity
Source: RefSeq, a predicted model, not a curated record
AGCAAAAUGGCGGACGUAGUGCAUGUGGCAGAGAAAGUAAAGAAAUACGAAGAAUUCGUGAAUGAAAGACUGAAGAAAGAUCUAGAAACUGUACAGAAAGCGCAAGAACAGGCACACUCCAAAAUUUCAGAGUAUUUACAGCUAAAAAGUGUCAUAGAAAACAUUAAAAACCGCGAUGGAGCGGCUGGAAAAGCGCUGAAGACACAAGUAGAUCUCGGAUGUAACUUCUAUUGUCAAGCGCAUAUUACAGAUCCAUCGAAAAUAUUAGUCUUAGUAGGCUAUGGAUUUUAUGUGGAAUUCACUUUGGAUGAGGCUCUAGAAUUUAUUGAGAAAAAAUGCACCCAACUAACUACACAUGUCUCAAAGUUGGGAAAUGACUCCGCUAACAUAAAAGCGCAUAUAAAACUAGUUAUGGAAGGACUAAGAGAAUUGCAGGAUAUUGGAACACACAAGGACCAACCCAGACCUCUAUGGUAAGAAAGACUCGAACACGAUGGUCUGAAACAUCUAGGAGUUUUUACAUGCGAGGUUCUUUGCACCUCUGGCUCAUGGAGGAAAGAUCAGUAAAGGGCUGGAGAAAAUCCAGCUGAAAGACAGUAACGUGUAUCUCACUUUGUAAUGUGCAAUACCAGCCAUUAACUCAGUUCUAUUUACACAGUUCAUGUAGUUGUUAUGUUUUGUUUACCCAGUGAUGGAAAUGGUCAGCCCACGAAAAUUAUCAAAAAUGCAGGGAUUUUGAUCCCUUUUGUUAAGAUGCAUGGUAGUGCUAUCACGACACACUGAUAUAGGUAUGAAAAUAUAAAUUUCUUCUUAGGUCAUUAGUUUGGACAGUGUGGAGAGGGUACUGGCAUAGUUUUAGAGUGUUUAGACACA